This is a messenger RNA of Cloeon dipterum, 2784 nucleotides long. Its product is annotated as mesoderm induction early response protein 1-like. The transcript has 7 exons. Bases 185 to 1486 code for a protein of 433 amino acids. Gene Ontology annotation, molecular function: histone deacetylase binding; transcription corepressor activity. NCBI's taxonomy places the organism in Eukaryota, Metazoa, Arthropoda, Insecta, Ephemeroptera, Baetidae. The record is from RefSeq and is a predicted model, not a curated record. Gene Ontology annotation, cellular component: nucleoplasm. Gene Ontology annotation, biological process: negative regulation of transcription by RNA polymerase II.
UUUGUAAAAUUUUCCUGUCGCUUCCGCAGCAUCCGAGUAGUCCUUUGUUUACGUCCUACGAUUGCUGUAAUGAGUCUCGGACGAACUGUGGUUUUCUGCAAAUUCUUCACUUAAAUUGUCGUCGGCGCUGGUGUCCAUCGAAAGGACGCGUUUCCCUUUGGCUCGGACAUCCUAGUGUGCAGUCAUGGCCGAGGCGAAUGUCGGCAAGAACGACAAAGACUUCGACCCGAGCGUCGAAAUGCUAGUUAACGACUUCGACGACGAGCAGACCUUGGAGGAGGAGGAAGCGAUGGAGGCCACAGAAGACACUCAGAAGGAACUCUGUAACCUGAAAGAGCUUCGUUCCCAACUUCAGGAGGGAGAAAUGCCUCUGGAACAACUCAUGGCCAUGUAUGGGUGUUACGCGGGAGGUGGUGAACCACCUGCUGAGAGUUCUGAGGAAGAAGAGGAGAAUGACGCGAAUGAAGAGGAAAAUGAAAAUGAGGAGAACGUUGAAGAGGAAGCUAGUGACUCUGAAAAUAAUGGCAAAAACUAUUCUGAACUGCAAAAAUUGUAUGAAGAUGAGGCACCAGCUAAAAAAGUCCCAGGAACUUCUAAAGGAACCAAUUCAAAUGAUGAGGAAGAUGAAGAAGAUUACGAUUACAGCCCAGAGGAAGAUGAGUGGAAAAAGACGAUCAUGGUGGGCACGGACUACCAGGCGAGCAUUCCGGAGAGCCUGAGCAAGUAUGGCGACGCGCUGCCUUACGAGAACGAAGACAAACUGCUGUGGGACCCAAUGCGGUUGCCUGAGCACGAAGUCACCGAGUACCUGAGAAAGGCGGCGCGGCCGUCGUCGCCGCUGCAGACGCCAGGCGCGACGCCGAGCACCAUGGGCCCCCUGCCGUUGGGCGCGCACCUACGCGACGACGAGAACGCGCUCUAUGUGUUACAGCAGUGCAGCUUUGACUCCAGCGAGGCGCUGCGCAGGAUCAACCUGGGCGCGCAGCCCACUUCCAUGGAUGUGUGGAGCGAGGAGGAAUGCCGCAACUUUGAGAACGGCAUCAGAAUAUAUGGAAAGGACUUUUAUUCAAUUCAAGCCCAUAGGGUGAAAACGAGAACUGUCGGCGAGUUGGUCCAGUUCUACUACUUAUGGAAGAAGACUGCACGCCAUGACAUGUUCGCCCACAAAACCAGAUUAGAGAAGAAAAAAUACGCCCUCCACCCUGGAAUUACAGACUACAUGGACCGGAUCCUAGACGAGCAGGAGAGCAGCGGGCAGACGCGAGACCGCAGCCUGUCGCCCAAGUCCAGCUGCCUUCUGCUCGGCGACCAGAAGCGGAGAGGCGGCGAGGGCGCCGCGCAGGCAGCCGAGAGCGGCGCGGGCGCGCACACGCACACCCUGUUGUCCAGCCUGAACCACCGGCACCAGGAGGCGGUGGACGCCUACCUCAAGGACAAGGAGGCCGACUUCUCCUCCAGUACAAACUCUAUUACGCAGGUGCAGUGACCCCGCGCCACUCGAUCACCCACGCGAGCCUUUAUUUUUCUAACGAAUAUCGAAAGCAAGCAUUCCACCACCGCACCCCGUCACCAGCCACGUCGACUGACGCUGGCCAUUGUUUCUUCUCGUUCCGCGUACUGCAUGCGUUCGCUUCGAUCAAUCAAAAGUGUUUCUACACAACACACGUGCAGUUAGUUCCCCCUGUUGACAUAUUUUGAGAGAGCCCUUUUUUCGCGAGUAUGAAAAACAAUAAUUAUUCAUAGGAUCACACACGGUAUCAUGUUAACUUGUUAUUUCCUAAUCGUCCAUCCGACAGGGAGAGAUUGUUCCAAAAAUUUUGCUUUGAAUCGCCAAAUAAUUCAUAUUGUGUAUCGGCAUAAGAGAAGAAUGUUGUGUCGCUAUUAUUGGACAAAUUAUUUUUUCAACGGUAAUUUUGAAAAAUGUGAAGCGUUUCCACUGACACAUUUCUUACUUUUUACUCAGGCACGUCAUUGGUUCUAAAAUCUGUCUCAUGUCUACCAGUUUUCCAUGAAAAAAGGUUGCAGGAAAUAACUUAAUUUUAAUUUGAAGGCAAAAAUCGGUUUUUGUGUAUAAUUUUGGAGAGUAUUAAAGUGUUCAUAUUUAAUUUCCACCUCACAUAUGAAAACACUUUCCUUGCUUUUAAUUUUAAUCAAAAUUUGCAAUCCUAAAACAUUAUCUCUUCAAUUUAAGCAAAUCUGUGAGUAAAUUGAGAUCAAUUUUAACUGCAUUUUGAAAUGUUUAUCAAGUAAAUGGAGAAAUAAUCAAAAUUUAGUCACCAUUUUUAAGUUUUUUACAUCGAUUCCUAUCGCAAAAUCAGGCGUAUUUUCUAAUGAGCAGGUUUUUUUAAGUAAAUCAUAAUGUAUUUUCCUUUUUUUUGUCAUUAAUAUACUGAUGCUGCCUUAAGUUGCCUUAAACUCGUUUUGCUCUUUUUCAGUGCAUUUUAUUCUUAUCUAUUUAGAUCUUAAUGAGAUCGAGCAUGCAUGCAAUUUUAUUUCCAACCACUACUAAAUUGUGCCAGAACAUAAACAAUCAAGUAAAAAUUCGAACAAAUCCAUCCGCGGCUGACUCAACAUUCUUUACUUGUUCCUUCUGUAUAAUUUGAAUCCGCGAGUUAAUGUAAUCUCUGUCAUGUACAAAGGCGAGUGUUAUGAAUGGUGUAUGUUUAUGAAUAUGUUCUCAAAUGCAAGCACAUCUGAGCCCUUUUGUGAGGGUGGUGCCCACGAAAUGUACAUUCAAAAUGUAAGACCAGUGGAAUAAAUUGUAAGUAACACACAUGUUCUUCA